This is a messenger RNA of Jatropha curcas, 1551 nucleotides long. RefSeq names its product Fes1C (gene FES1C). Gene Ontology annotation, molecular function: adenyl-nucleotide exchange factor activity; protein binding. The record is from RefSeq and is a predicted model, not a curated record. Lineage: Eukaryota; Viridiplantae; Streptophyta; Magnoliopsida; Malpighiales; Euphorbiaceae. Gene Ontology annotation, cellular component: endoplasmic reticulum.
UAGGCUUUACGCAGUCUUCAUUUCUACAAUUGUUCUGGAAUCCUGGAGAGGAUUCCCGAUUUUUCUUUCUGGUCUGCUAUUUAUAUCUCUCUAUCUUCUCAUCACAAGCUUUCAUCUUUAUAGCACCACUUUUGUUAAAUUAUUGGUUUUCAAAAGAACUCAAUCUUAAAUAGUGUUCCUAGGUUUAGUACUCGUGCAGCAGCAGUUGUUAUGGCGAAAGACGGACCCAACUGGGAAGGAUUGCUUAAAUGGAGUCUCGCUCACUCCGACGGGACUGGCUCAACUCGCAAUCUCAGUGAGGACGAUCGAAGAUGGUUUAUGGAAGCUAUGCAAUCACAGAGUGUUGAUGUGAUUAAGAGAAUGAAGGAGAUAACUCUUGUCAUGCAAGCACCAGAGCAAGUCUUGGAGGCUCAAGGAGUUACUCCUGCUGAUAUUGAAGAUAUGUUGGAUGAACUACAAGAACAUGUAGAGUCUAUUGAUAUGGCUAAUGAUCUUCAUUCAAUUGGUGGUUUGGUUCCUCUCCUUGGUUAUCUGAAGAAUUCCCAUGCCAACAUUCGAGCAAAAGCUGCUGAGGUUGUAACCACCAUUGUCCAGAAUAAUCCCCGGAGCCAGCAAUUGGUUAUGGAAGCAAAUGGCUUCGAGCCUCUUCUUUCUAAUUUCACAUCAGAUCCAGACAUGGCUGUUCGAACCAAAGCACUUGGUGCAAUAUCCUCUUUAAUUCGUCACAACAAGCCAGGUAUUGCUGCAUUUCGUCUGGCGAAUGGUUAUGCAGGCUUGAGAGAUGCUUUGGGUUCUGAAAAUGUGAGAUUCCAAAGGAAAGCUCUCAACUUGAUCCAUUACCUACUACAUGAGAAUAGUUCAGAUUGCAGCAUAGUAAAUGAGCUAGGAUUCCCACGGAUGAUGUUGCACCUUGCAUCAAGUGAAGAUGCUGAGGUGCGAGAGGCUGCCCUUAGGGGCCUCCUUGAGAUUGCUCGAGAUGAGGCAGGUGGGAAUGGUGGUAGAUUUGGUGAAGAGGAUGAGAAAUUGAAGCAACUGCUAGAAGAACGGAUUAAGGGUAUCAGCUUGAUGUCAGCUGAGGAUCUUGGGGCAGCCAGAGAGGAGAGGCACCUUGUAGACUCUCUCUGGAAUGCCUGCUAUAAUGAACCAUCAUCUCUACGUGAGAAGGGACUGCUUGUUCUACCCGGAGAAGAUUCCUUACCACCUGAUGUUGCCAGCAAGCAUUUUGAACCUCCUCUUCGAGCUUGGGCUGCAAAUCCGGAUUCUAAUAAAAAUUCCAGUUCUGCUGAAAAGAAACAAACUCCUUUGUUAUUGGGGUUGGGUCCUCCACCGGAGGCUGCAAAUGCCCAAGGGACUUCAAAUGCUAAAGUUAAUAUUGAUGAGCAAAAUACUACCUCCGGAUGAAUUGCUAAUGUAGCUCUGGCGAUCCUCUGCCUGUAUUUUGUACUGUAUAUCUUAGAUUUUGUAGUGGCUUUUUGCGUGUUUGAAAUUCAUUUUUUGAUAUUGCAGUUAUAUUUGUUGGGUUUUUGAUUGAGUUUUAGCAAUUCUCACUAA